AUGCCAGCCGCCCCGCAGAUCCAGAACAAGCCCGCUGCAGGGAUCUCCUACUUUACCCCAGCCCAGGUUCCCCCUGCUGGAACCGCCGCAAUCCCUCAAUCCGACGGCACACAACCACCCAAGCUCUUCCAGCCUUUCACCGCGCGAGGUGUUAAAUUCCACAACCGGAUCGGCCUUUCCCCGCUUUGCCAGUACAGCGCCCAAGAUGGCCACAUGACUGAUUGGCACAUGGCGCAUCUGGGCGGCAUUGCGCAACGCGGGCCGGGCUUCCUAAUGGUGGAAGCUACCGCGGUGCAAGCCAACGGCCGAAUCACCCCCGAGGAUCACGGCCUGUGGCAAGACUCGCAGAUUGAGCCGCUCCGCCGCGUAGUCGAGUUCAUCCACUCCCAGAAUCAAGUGAUCGGUGUGCAGCUCGCGCAUGCAGGUCGCAAGGCCAGCACCGUCGCUCCCUGGUUGAGUAAGGCGGAUACAGCGCCUGCGGAGUUCGGCGGCUGGCCUGAUAAUGUCAAAGGGCCUUCCAAUGUGCCUUUCCAUCCGAAUUUCCCUACGCCGCAGGCAAUGACUAAGGCUGAGAUCGAGGCCUUCAAGAAAGAUUGGGUUGCAGCUGUUAAGCGUGCUCUCAAGGCUGGUGUGGACUUUGUCGAGAUCCACAAUGCCCACGGCUACCUGCUCAUGAGCUUCCUCUCACCUGCGACCAAUGACCGAACCGAUGAGUAUGGCGGUAGCUUUGAAAAUCGUAUCCGGCUUUCCCUCGAAAUCGCUAAGCUCACGCGCGAGAAUGUCCCGGAUGAUAUGCCUAUUUUCCUGCGAGUUUCGGCAACUGACUGGCUGGAAGAGGCCAUGGCGGACAAACCCAGCUGGCGCGUCGAAGACACAGUCAAGUUUGCGCAGGCGUUGGCUGAGAGCGGUGACAUUGAUGUUUUGGAUAUCAGCAGCGGUGGCAAUCACGAGAAGCAGCAUAUCCAUGCCAAGGCUGGUUUCCAGGCGCCAUUCGCCGUUGCUGUCAAGAAAGCCGUUGGAGAUAAGCUCAAGGUUGGCUCGGUUGGAAUGAUCAGCUCGGCUGAAUUGGCCAGCUCUUUGGUCGAAAAGGAUGGCUUAGACUUUGUCCUUGUGGGUCGUGGGUUCCUGAAAAACCCAGGACUUGUCUGGGCUUGGGCUGAAGACCUUGGUGUUGAUAUCUCCAUGGCUAAUCAAAUCCGUUGGGGCUUUGCUAGCCGUGGAACUGGUGGUGGUCCUUAUCUGCAUAACAGACCAGGUAAAGCAUAG
This is a messenger RNA of Penicillium soppii, 1266 nucleotides long. RefSeq names its product NADH:flavin oxidoreductase/NADH oxidase. The record is from RefSeq and is a predicted model, not a curated record. Gene Ontology annotation, cellular component: intracellular anatomical structure. Gene Ontology annotation, molecular function: NADP binding; NADPH dehydrogenase activity; FMN binding. NCBI's taxonomy places the organism in Eukaryota, Fungi, Ascomycota, Eurotiomycetes, Eurotiales, Aspergillaceae. The transcript has a single exon. The coding region runs from base 1 to 1266 and encodes 421 amino acids.